AGCUUGUGAUUUUAGUUGAGAAAGCGUGACCUAAUUCCUCAUCUGGGUCAUGUAGCCUUCAUUUAAUCAGAGCGAUCUAAAGAGUAGACUACAUAUAUUAGCUUUUUCUGCUUUCCCGCUGUUCAUUGUUGGUCUUUUGUGAGACCGAAUUUCGUGUGAUGAGGUGACAACAAAGGAACCACUUUUUUGAAGGUGAAGGCAACAUACCAGCAUCUGUGGUCUAACUUGGAUAGGCUACUGGUGGUUUGACACACACACAGCAGAGGAUAUGUGGUGGUUCCAGCAGGGUCUUUGUAUUCUACCGGUGGCUUUGGUAUUAUGGACGGCGGCCACGUUCAUCUUUGCUUACAUCACUGCUGUGCUGCUGAAACAUGUGGACCCACUGGUGCCAUACAUCAGCGACACGGGGACGGUUGCCCCAGAGAGAUGUGUGUUUGGAAUCAUGCUGGACAUCUCAGCAUACUUAGGCAUAGCCACCAUGUACGUACGCUACAAGCAGGUCCAAGCCUUGACAGUCGAAGAGGAGUCGAAGCUGCAUAAACUCAACCUCUUGGGUUUGGUGCUGGGAUGGACCAGCUCCUUUGGCAUGUGCAUUGUUGCUAACUUUCAGAAAACGACUCUGUUCUCCAUGCACCUGGUGGGGGCAAUAUUGACGUUUGGCGUGGGGGCACUGUACAUCCUGGUGCAGACCUUGGUGUCUCUGUGCAUGCAGCCUCACGUCCACGGGAAGAGCAUCUUCUGGGUCCGACUCAGCAUCGGAGUCUGGACCUUCGCCAGCAUCAUCAGCAUGUUUGUGUCAUCUGUCAUCAUGUACAGUAGUCUACCUGGAGUGGACGUGGCCCAUAAACUGCACUGGAUACCUGGGGAGACGGGCUACAUCCCUCACAUCGUCAGCACCAUCUCUGAGUGGUCUCUGGCUCUCUCCUUCAUCAGUUUCUUCCUCACCUACAUCAGAGACUUCCAGAAAGUAACGCUGCGGGCAGAGGUGGACCUACAGAGCAAUCACCUCUACGAUUCUCCACACUACAGCAUCACUGCACAGGUCAACCAAUCUGAGACCUCCCCACUGAUGGCGGGGGGCAUCUGAACAGGACAACUCCUCGUGGUGCGGUUGAGUCUAGCUGUAAUUAUGAACAUAUUGAAUGGAAUCAAUGAGAUAUAGAAUGUUGAGGGUGUAAUCAACGAGCACUAUUAUAAACAGGGUGGGUCGAGCCCUGAAAUCUGAUUGCCUGAAAGUAGUGGUAUAUCGGACAGUAUACCACAGGUAUGACAAAACAUAUGUUUUUACUGCUCAAAUUACGUUGGUAAACAGUUUAUAAUAGCAAUAUGGCACCUCGGGGGUUUGUGGUAUAUUGACAAUAUACCACGACUAAGGGCUGUAUCUAGGACCUCCGCAUUUGCGUGGUAUAUUGGCUAUAUACAGCGAACCCCUCGGGCCUUAUUGCUUAAAUAUACCGCUGAAAGACCUAAUUCUCAGAUAGUGUAAAUUCCACAUGCCCUUUUAAACUGACAUUUUGGUUCUUAUUAGAAAGUAAUUAUAUUUUUAUUAAACCUAAAGGGGUUCGAUCCACUGACAAGACAUGUAUUUUGUUUCAGUAGUCAGAACACAACUAACCAGUAUUUAUUAUUAUUAUUAUAUUCUCUACCAGCCACUCGAUGGUGCCAAAGAAUCGUCAAGAUGUUUGUUUUGACUUUCUUAAAUCUAACAAUGAGCAUUUGUUGCGCUAUCUUACGUUUGUCUUUCACGAGAAUUGAUAUCAUUAGGUGGUUUACAGCAAGGCACUUGAACUAAUUAACUAGAAUGUGAUUUAUUUGCUCUACUUUACUUUGGGAUGCUAAGUUUAAUUGAUUUGAAUGUUGCUCUCACUCUGUUAAAGUAGGAUAAUAUAAGAAUUGGGUUUGGCUGUAGGUUUGGUCAUUAGUGAAUUAUGGAUUUUCUUGGGAUGCUUUUCUAUUAGUUUUUAUGUUUCUAUUUUUCCCAAUGAUCAUCUCUAUUACCCAUAAAAAGUUAUGUGAAUUUCUCUUUCCUGUAGAAUGGAUACAAUAUUGGUGAGAUGUAAGGAGGUGCUUAGUACAAUAUUUUUGGUUAUUUGAAGAUGUUUUCUACUGAAAGUUUAUUUUGUUACAGUAUAUAAAACAUUUCAGCUGGCCACUUUUUGCCACCAGUUUCUAUAACUGUGUGGAGGAGGUAUUGCCAUCAUUGCUGUAAACUGGCCUGAAUAAUUCCAUCAAUCGGUUUCAUGUUAACCUGAUCACCUAUGCAGUAACUACAUAGAAGCUUUGUUUGUUUCAUUCUCAUAAGAAUGGAAAGCAUCAAAUUCACUGUUGUAUAUGAAGGCUUUAUAACAGAAUAAAACAUUUUACUUCUAACGCCGUUAUAGAUUAAAGCAAUAACAAACAAGAUAGUUAUGACAUUUAUUGGUAUAUUGAGUAAUUUACACCAUACAUGAUACACACAUCUAAUUGUACUUAAACUGAAUUGAACAAAAACAAUGUGUUGUGUUGGUACCAUGUUUCAUGAGCUCAAAUAAAAGAUACCAGAAAUGUUC
This is a messenger RNA of Oncorhynchus keta (chum salmon), 2549 nucleotides long. RefSeq names its product DNA-damage regulated autophagy modulator 2b (gene dram2b). Bases 269 to 1087 code for a protein of 272 amino acids. Gene Ontology annotation, cellular component: lysosome. The transcript is spliced from 8 exons. The record is from RefSeq and is a predicted model, not a curated record. Gene Ontology annotation, biological process: photoreceptor cell maintenance; regulation of autophagy. Lineage: Eukaryota; Metazoa; Chordata; Actinopteri; Salmoniformes; Salmonidae.